UAUCUUAAAAAGCUUUUUCUUUUGUUUAUAGAUAAACACGAAGACAAAAACGCAGUAUAGUCGUAUAUAAGAUAAUAAGAUACGUCAACGUAUACAAUGGUUGCUCUGCCUCUGUAUGACUCCGUCGCCUACCUAUAUCUCCCCUUAGCCUCCAAGUUCUUCUUACGUCAAGCCACUGAAAAAUACCGAAAUACCCCUGAGAGUUAGCUAGCUUGGGCACCAAGCAAAGCCCGGAGCCACUCUCCCUCCCCUAUAAAUACUCACUCCAAUCAAGUCGCUUGGCUCAAUCAUCUACCUGAGAAAAAUCGUCUCUUUACAAACAAAAAAAAGAAGGAAAAGUUAUAUAAAGUCGUUGACUUUGGGAGAAAUGGAGGUUUCCUGUCCGAACAGCUCCAGGAGGGAGGAACGACCGCUUCCACCGAGAAGAGGCCGAGUCAUGAUCAUGAUCGCGCGCGAUCUGGUCAGAUCGAGGGCCACCAUCGCUUCCACGUGUACGAUCAAGGACAAGAUCACCGGCGACGCCACUCUGAGCUCCUCCUCGGCCGCCGCAGAUUCUCCCGGCGGUGGCUACGUCUCCGACGACAACCCUUCUCCUUGAAUCCCGAUCUUCUCUCUUCGUUUGUAACUUGAAUCUGAAAUCAGAAUAUAAAUUAUGGGUCUUUUUUCUUUCUUCUUUGGAUUUGGGAUGUAAAUAUGCAGUGUAAUGUGUUAAAGAGUAUGAAUAGAUUCUUUGUUGUUGUUGUGAUCA
Tarenaya hassleriana is the source of this 748-nucleotide messenger RNA. RefSeq lists its product as uncharacterized. The transcript has a single exon. NCBI's taxonomy places the organism in Eukaryota, Viridiplantae, Streptophyta, Magnoliopsida, Brassicales, Cleomaceae. The record is from RefSeq and is a predicted model, not a curated record. The coding region runs from base 368 to 598 and encodes 76 amino acids.